AUGACUUCUCAUGACGACAUUCCGCCGCCGCCUUACACUGAGACUGAUGUCUACUCGGCCUCGGGCGCCGCCCGAUCGCGCACGGGUGACGAUGCUGCCAGUUUACCUCCUUCGGCGACAUCAUCAACCGGAGAUGUGAUCUACACCCCGCCACUGACUCCUCGAAGCAGUCACCAAUCCAACUUUGGCAACAGUGCUGACCACCUCACAACCUCAUCCGCAGCCGCCUAUUUCGAGUCGAGACCUGCGCAUUCGUUCUAUUCCGGGCAACAGCUCGUACACUCCAUCACUGCCGGCAACGGCAGCUCCCCUGACGACUUCCCAUACCCAAGCGAGUGGGCAAAUCGAGACGUGAAGGUCGAGGACUGGCAGACGUUCAUCAACUAUCUCAUCCCGCACCACGCGGCGCAGAGCAACUCGCGCAUCGUCGACCGCAAGCUGCGCGCCGAGGGCGUCAGCGACGAUGGCCGCUCCGAGAAGAGCGUCCGAAGCCACGCAGAGGCGCAGCUGAGCCAGAUCCGCUCCCCAUCCGAGGCCGCGAAGGGGAGGCAGAACCUCGAGGACACCGUCCGGGAAUGGAACGACGGAUUCUUCGCCAUGCGCGGCAUCACUAUCAGGUUGAACCCCGUGACGGACGAGCCACACGUUCCGGGAGGUUGGGACCAGUCCUUCGACCAGCCAGCCGACGCCGCCGACGCCAGUGGUUCUCGAGACGGCCGCGGCCGCGGGCGAUUUGGGCGGCUUAACCCCUUUGGCGGUGCGGAGAACCCCUCCGGCGGCUUCCGCUUUGGACCCUUCGCAGUAGAUGGCGAUCGCGUCUCCAUCGGAAACAAUUUCGUCGCCGACCGACACGGCGUGCGCUUAGGCGGACUGGUCGCGGAUAACAACGGUAUCAGCCGCGGGGGCGUCCCGUUCAUCCCAGGGGCUUACCAGGACUCCCCCCGCGGCGGCCGCUCCGAGGGCCAUCGGCGCUGCCAACCGGGCGGGCCCUUCGGGAUGGGCUUCGGCCCAGGCGCAUAUGGCGACUGUGAUAUGAGAGGCGGACGGGGUCGCGGCAGGGGCCGACAUUCGGAUGACCACAAGCACCGAGUCCGGUCUCGCUCCUCGUCCAGCUCCUCCUCGGGCUCGUCGUCCUCCUCCGCCUCGUCCGUCGGCUCGCUGCCCGACUACGACGACCUGCGAGACACCCAGCUCCCCGUGACGAAGAACCUGCUCCAGAACUGGCUGAACCACCCGGACCAGCCGGCCACCAAGGAGAGCGUCAAGCAGGUGAAGCAGGAGAUCAAGGCCGCCAAGAAGAAGCCAGCCAACGACCCCGCCAACCUUUCCUCCGCCGACAAUGCCGCCCUCCGCCGCGAGGUCAAGGGCCUGAUGCAGCAGUGGAAGGAGCUGAAGAGGCAGCAGAGGCAGUUGAAGCGCCAGCUGAAGCGCGAGCGCCGCGAGGCCAAGAGGGCCGCCAAGCGCGAGCGCCGCAAGGCCAGGCGCGAGACGAAAGAGUCCCGCCGCCGCGCCAAGAGAGGCGAGCCCGCAGCACCCGCGGCCGGGAACGCACCCUACGGCGGCGGCGGCGGCUCGUGGUGGAAUUCUCAGGGUGGCCCGGCCACCAACCGCGGCGGAUCCUGGUGGACCUCCCCCGGACCGCAAAACCCUCCCGGCGUGCCUGGCGUACCCGGCGUGCCGGGCGUGUCGCCACCGCAUGCCGGUCCCGGCGGCUUGCCGGGCCCGCUGGGCGGACUCUUUGCGCGCUUCGGCGGACCGCCCGGCCGUGGGGGCGGGUUCGGUGGGCCCCCAGGCGGGUUCGGCGGGCCCCGAGGCGGGUUCGGCGGGCCCUCCGGAUAUGGUCCGUUCGGGCGGUUCCCCGGGGCGUGGCCCGGCGGCGCGGAGGAGGGCGUCCACGACCAGGAGGGGUCGGUGUCGGGGGCCAAGUUCAGGGCCGCGGAGGAACUGGAGCGGAAGAUUGUAGCGAAGGAGGCCGAGCUUGAGAGGGCGCACGAGGAGAUCUCCAGGGAGGAGGAAGCGAAGGCUCGGGAGGGUGGUCGGUGGGAGGACGUGAAGACGCAGUCGAAGGCGCAGCUGGCUGCGCAGAGGAUCGAGCUGGAGGUGGACGCGCUCCAGGCGGACAUGGAGAGGCUCCGGUUGGAGGCUGACGCGGAGCUGGCGAGGGAAAUCGCCGAGCAGGACGCGAGAGGUUAUUAA
Phialemonium atrogriseum is the source of this 2196-nucleotide messenger RNA. RefSeq lists its product as uncharacterized. The coding region runs from base 1 to 2196 and encodes 731 amino acids. The record is from RefSeq and is a predicted model, not a curated record. NCBI's taxonomy places the organism in Eukaryota, Fungi, Ascomycota, Sordariomycetes, Cephalothecales, Cephalothecaceae. The transcript has a single exon.